AAAAGCCAACCCGGCCAAAAGGAAGGAUGACCAAAGACAAGGCGCGCUGCGGCCGCCAGCGUAAACACGCCGCCGGAUGAUGGCUGCCGGCCUGCCCUUUGCGCAGCAAUCCUUCUCGCCAAAAGCAGGACACGCGGGCGCGCGCGCACACAAACCAGCUGAGCUGACCAGCAGUAGAAGCAGAGCUCCACCUCAAAAGCGCCGCGCCUGCGGCAAACCGCCACGCCCCCAAGUUUCCUCUUGCAUGCCGCACAAGUAACCAGAGCCUAGCUCCCUGCUGCCAAGUUCUUCUCGCCUUCCUCUUCUCGUGGUCUCGGCGCCGAUCGCGCGAGGUUCACACCACGGCGAGGCUGGUUGCAGGAAUCAAGAAGCGAGGCCGGCCGCCAGGGAGGUGAUCGGGGAUUCGGGGUGGUGAGAAGUGAAGAAGAAGGAGAAGGGGAAGAUGGUGGCGCGGGGCAAGGAAGCGGAGGAGGAGGAGGCGCGGUGGGAAGGGGAGGCGGAGAUCGACUACGUGUUCAAGGUGGUGGUGGUGGGGGACUCGGCGGUGGGGAAGACGCAGCUGCUGGCGCGCUUCACGCGGGACGAGUUCGCGCUCGACUCCAAGUCCACCAUCGGGGUGGAGUUCCAGACGCGCACCCUCACGCUCCACCGCAAGCGCGUCAAGGCGCAGAUCUGGGACACCGCCGGCCAGGAGAGGUACAGGGCGGUGACGAGCGCGUACUACCGCGGCGCGCUGGGCGCCAUGGUGGUGUACGACGUGACCCGGCGCGCCACGUUCGAGCACGUGGCGCGGUGGGUGGAGGAGCUCCGCGCGCACGCCGACGGCUCCACCGUCGUGGCGCUCAUCGGGAACAAGGCCGACAUGCCCGCGGCGCGGCGGGAGGUAGCCGCCGACGAGGCCGCGCGCCUCGCCGAGGAGCAGGGGCUCUUCUUCUCCGAGGCGUCCGCGCUCACGGGGGACAACGUGGAGCGCGCCUUCCUCACGCUCCUCGAGGAGGUCUUCGCCGUCGUGUCGCGCAGGGCGCUGGAGCUCGACGAGGCCCGCCGGAUGCGCGGCGAGCAGGGCGAUGGCGGCGGCGGCGAGGUGCUGUCGCUCAAGGGGACCGCGGUGGACGUGGGAUCCAUCAUGGAGACCAGCGCCAUGAAGAGGACCUCGCAGUGCGCCUGCUCGUGAUGGCGUUCUCAGUGCAGACGUAGGGAGUUCUUUCAAUUUUUUUUUAAGAACUUCACAUCAACAAAUUACAUAUAUUGUUACACCCUUGAUGGUUUAGGCAUGUUACCGUAUAAAGUUUGUACGUAUCUGAUCCAUCUUUCAUGGAUCAGCUGUUUUUGUUUCGAAUUUGCAAUGCAAAGAAGAGGCAGAUUUAUGCCAUCAAACCCAGUUUUCACAUCACAAGUAUAA
This is a messenger RNA of Setaria italica (foxtail millet), 1402 nucleotides long. Its product is annotated as ras-related protein RABA3. The record is from RefSeq and is a predicted model, not a curated record. Lineage: Eukaryota; Viridiplantae; Streptophyta; Magnoliopsida; Poales; Poaceae. The transcript is spliced from 2 exons. Gene Ontology annotation, cellular component: endosome. Bases 443 to 1174 code for a protein of 243 amino acids. Gene Ontology annotation, molecular function: GTPase activity; GTP binding.